Diceros bicornis minor is the source of this 1473-nucleotide messenger RNA. RefSeq names its product solute carrier family 7 member 13-like. NCBI's taxonomy places the organism in Eukaryota, Metazoa, Chordata, Mammalia, Perissodactyla, Rhinocerotidae. Bases 1 to 1473 code for a protein of 490 amino acids. The transcript is spliced from 4 exons. Gene Ontology annotation, biological process: amino acid transmembrane transport. The record is from RefSeq and is a predicted model, not a curated record. Gene Ontology annotation, molecular function: L-amino acid transmembrane transporter activity. Gene Ontology annotation, cellular component: membrane.
AUGAAGAAAAGGGAGAGUACACAGCUUCAAAGGGUAAUAGGAUAUUUCCACGGAACAAUUUUCUUAUUCAGUGUCAUAAUAGGUGCAGGGAUAUUUAUUGCCCCUAAAGGGGUAUUAAAAUACUCCUCGCUCAACGUGGGGGUCUCCCUAAGCAUUUGGGCUGCUUGCGCCAUAGUGUCUAUGAUGGCUGCCCUGAGUCACGCAGAGCUGGGGACCACCCUCCCUAGAAGUGGAGCCCAGUACUGUUUCCUCAAGAGAUCCCUUGGACCCUUUAUUGCUUUCUUCUACAUCUGGGUCACUCUAUUUAGUGCGCCGGCAGGCAUUGCUGCACGUGGCUUGUUACUAGCAGGGUAUAUCAUGCAGCCCUUCUAUCCUGGAUGUUUCGUUCCUGAGAUGCCAAAGAAAUGUUUGGCGUUGGCCAUUUUAUGGUGUUUGGGAAUUCUGAAUGCUCGAGGAGUGAAAGAAGUGGCUUGGUUUCAGACUGUCAGUACGGUGGUGAAAAUGACAGUUCUCUGCUUCAUCUCCAUAACCGGAAUCGUGCUGCUGGUGAGAGGAAGGAAAGAGAACCUCGCCAGGUUUGAGAACGCUUUCGAUGCCGAAGUUCCAGGAGCCUCCCAGAUUGCAGAAGCCUUCUUACAAGGAUUAUAUGCAUACUCAGGCUGGGGAGUCCUCGUUCGAAUAGCAGGAGAGCUGAAAAACCCCGGUGAGAAUAUCCCCAAAUGUCUGAUUACUGCACUUACCCUUGUAGCCUUGACCUACCUACUGGUUAACAUUUCCUACCUGGCAGUCCUGACUCCAAAGGAGAUCAUGUCCUCAGAUGCUGUUGCUGUCACCUGGAUGGAUAGAGUAAUCCCUUCCAUGCAAUGGGCUAUUUCAAUCGGUGUUUCUGCCUCAAUAUUUAGCUCCCUUAAUUGCACUGUAUUUUCAACAUCAAGGAUAUUGUAUGUAGCAAGCCAGGAGGGUCAGCUACCUCUGAUCCUCUCAACUCUCAAUAUCCACUCCUGUCCACUUGUCGCUGUGAUUCAGAUACUCAUCUUUGCCUCCAUUAUAACUAUUCCCUCAGACUUAAUCCUUUUAAUAAGUUACGUGGGAUUCAUUGACUGGAUUCAACUUGGGCUAAUGAUGAUGGGUUUACUUAAACUGAGAAUCCAGGAGCCCAACCUACCCAGACCUUAUAAGGUACGUUUGCCAUUUGUAUUUGGAACCAUGGCCAUGUCUUUGUUCUUGGUUUUGACGCCCAUCAUCAAGUCUCCUAAGAUACACCAUGUCUAUGUUCUUCUUUUUCUCUUCAGCGGACUUUUGUUUUAUUUGCCUUUUGUUCACUUUAAUUUGAAUUCUCCAUAUUUCAAUAAGAUAACUUGCUUUUUACAAUUACUAUUGAAUGUUUCACCUGGCAAUGACACUGAUGAAUGUAUUUCAGCAGAAGGAACAUUACAGAAAAAUCCACCUGAAAUUGCAGCAAAAAAAGAAUAA